Molecule: messenger RNA, 1326 nt
Organism: Trichobilharzia szidati
Lineage: Eukaryota; Metazoa; Platyhelminthes; Trematoda; Strigeidida; Schistosomatidae
Source: the annotation of a GenBank genome assembly
AUGUUAUUUUGGGAUUAUAAUAAUAAUAAUGAUAUUCUUAUCUUCUUAGUCAAUAUUUUAUCCUUUUCAUGCCUAUCUAUUCAUCCGUCAUAUUCAGAGAAAUGUUUUUGUUAUCUAAAUUCAACAACAUCUUCUGCGAAUACUACUCACAAAAGUAAUACAACAGAUGAAAAAACCCUACUGCACUGUUCAUUAUCUCCAUCCACAUUGAAUUAUUCCGAUGAAAUAUCCUGUCAACGGAUCAAUAAUUUUAUUCGUAUUGGUUCCUAUUCAUUAAAUAGUACAACAGAUAAGAAUUUAUUGAUUCAACCAUGGGCAUUUUCAAGUUUAUUUAUCAAUAAUUUAAUCGAUACACUACAAUUUGACAUUCACCUUAGUAGCAGUCAUCAAAUGAAUGCACUGAAUCUAGCCGGUAUGGAUAGCUUGACAAAUCUGUUAGCAAGAACAAGUUUAAUCCAAUGGGAUAGUUGUAGUUUUUUAGGCCUACCUAGUCUAUAUGAAGUCACACUGAAUUGUAAAGCUAAUUAUUCGGAAUACUUGACUUUUGGUCCACCAAUCUCUGUUAUUCGAUUUGUUGAUUGUGAAGGGGUACCAUUACAAUUUUAUUGUAUUAAAUGCUUACAAGAUUCGAAUGUUAAUGUGAUACGUAUACGGCCUGGACCACCGUUACGACAGCAUUUAGUUAAAUUUACCAGAUUUUCACUAGGGAAUAAUAAUAAUAUUAAUCAUAAUGUUAGUAAAACAAGUGUUCAUCAUUCAACAUUGGACACAUUGAAUCAUUUACCCCUUGACAGUUGUAUACAUGAUAUAUGCUCUGAUGAUAUGUUAUGCAGGAAUAAUUUACCUUUACAACAAGCUAAAGCAAAAAUUGGUCAACCAGAAACACCUACUAUUGAAAUUGUAACUAACAUGCAGACGACGACAGUAAGCCUGCAUUCAAAUGAAGCGGAUUUUCAAGGCAUCCAGUUGAGGAAUCCUGUCAUCAAUGAAUCCACGUCAACGCGUAGAAAUGCAACAUCGACCAAUGAGAUUCUAGUGCUUACUAAAUAUGGUAAUAGUAAAACAAGUCAUAGACAAAAAAUAUGGAUUGUUUCAGCUAUCAUUAUAUUGAUUAUAUUAUUUAUUAUUACUUUAGGCAUUUUAAUAGUGAUCAAUUAUCAACGGAAAUUAAAACAUAAAGUCAAAAGUACAAGGUCAAGUAAAUCUUUAGCCAAUCAUCAUAAUAACACAGCAAAUGGACGAACAAAAGCCACACUGGCACAACACGAUGCUCUUAUUCUUACUGAGGAUGGUAAUAGAAUUGAACUACCAGAAAUAGUAACAUAA